UCAUCACGUAUUAAUUAGACAGAUUUUGAUAACGUUUCAUCUUCUUUUCUCGUAUAUUCUCAUUUAAUAUAAUACGAUGGUAUAGAAUAAUGUUUAAAACUGUUUUGUUUCUACUUAGCUGUAUUUUUAUGCUGGUAACAACUAACCCUUUGCAAGGAUUUUAUUCUUAUCCUUUUAUCCAUCACCAAGACGACUUCAGGUAUGAACGACCAAUCCUCGUACAGCCAAGCGAUUUCAUCUCUUAUCCUCAGUUAUUUUUGAAUCAAAAUCAAUUGCCACCAAGCCAGAACACCAUUACUUCAUAUAAUGACUACUUGCAACAAAUAUAUUUACAGAAUUAUCUACAAAAAAACUUAGCGGAAGAUCAAAAUGGCUUUAAAAUUAAACAUUAUGCUUCAGAUACUGCAGCUUCUCUUACACCUAAUGUGGCCAAAAACUAUUAUCUAAAUUUAGUAGCUGGAAAUAUACUUAAAAAUAAAACUAUAGAUUGUAAAAGAGAAGGCAAAUGCAAAACAAGAGUAAGUAAUAAAGGCACACCCAGAACCGACGCUGAACAGAAAACAAUUAGUAAAUGUAGAAAGAAAAAUAAUUCAAAAAAUAAAAUUGAUAACAGAGAUAGAAAUAAAUGUUCACGAAAAGCAAAAAAUGUAGUCAAUAAUAAUAAGUUUUAUACUAAAGAUGUGAAAGAAUGCAAAGGAAAUGGACUUAGGAAUAAAUCUCAUAUAUAUUCUAGACCCACAGAAAUAGAUGUUUCUGUCGAUCUUAAAAAACAGACCAGUGCCAAAAACUCCUACAUAAGAACUGCGCAAGUCGAAAAUACAAAUAAAAACAUCAAGUUAGAAAAGGGGCUUAAAUGUAUUGACAAUGAAGAUUUAGCUCCGGAAGUAUGUAAAACCGAUAAACGAAGCAAAAAUAAAUCAAAGCAUUGUAGAAAAGAAAUGACAAAAGAUGUUUCUUAUAAUUAUGGACAGAUAAAAGAACUAGAUGAUUAUUUUAAUAUAAAUGAGGAUUGUGCCUAUCUAGACAAUAGAUGUACUCGUAAUGAUGACAGUGUUAAAAAAUAUCAGCAAAAAUAUAACCCGCCGAGUGAUUUUUCUUAUAAUAUGGCACCCUAUAUGACAAACUUUGAUUAUUUAUAUAAUAUGCAGCAAUUUCCGUUCGCCAAUUCUAAUAUUUCACAAAGAAGACCAAUAAAUAGAAGAACGAAUAGAAGGAAAAAACAGAAAAAAAGUAAUAAAAAGAACUGCGAUCAAGUUAAGAUAGAUUUUCAACAAGCUGGCUGUGAAAAAAAAGUGGAUAUAUAUCCGAAAUUAGAUAAUGUUGCAAGAAGUGAACUUGCCUCUACAGUAUCGAAUAAAGAAGAAGAAUCACAAAUAGAAAAAACUUGUAAGGCAAUCUCUGAAGAAUUAAAUGUAGAAAUUAAAGAAUCAUUUAAAGACACUGAAAAUUCAAAGGUAAAUCUUCCAAAUGAUUCUUAUGAAUUAAAUCAUAAAGCAAUUUUUGAUGAGACGUUAGAUGACUAUUAUCCUGAGUUUCAUUCCGAUAAUUUUUAUACAAGUAAAGAAGAAUAUGACUGGAGUAAUUUUCGCGAUAAACAUUAUUAUUCUUCUAGCGAUAUGGGUCAGUUAGGUAGAGAAAGAAGAAAGUAUGAUAGCACAGAUGAUAUCCCUACAAACCAAAAUGGCAUACUUGCUAAGAAUAAUCUUGAACUCAAACCAGCUACUAAUAUUAAAAUUGAAAAUAAGGACAUGGAACUUUUAACAAUCAAAGUACAUAAUAAUAAUGUCAAUCAGAAAAUGACAUCUGAGGACGUACAAUUUAGGACACCUCCCGCACUUGAUUUUCCAGAUUUUAAAACAGAAAUGAUAAACAAGGACCGGAAUAUACCAUUAGCAGAAAUCUAUUACCAACCAAAUAAGAUAACAGUUAACAGAUAUAAUAAUAAUAAAAUUUCUACGUUUUCUAAUGCGAAGAAAGUCGAAUCGAAUGAAAAAAGGCAUAAAAUAAUUGACCAAAAUUAUGUUGAAACUGUUUUAGGCCAUUCUAAAGUGGCUAAAUAUGGUACUCCACCAGUUAAUUCCCCGGAUUAUAGUGACGAGGAACUCAAAACUCCUAAAAAUAGUGAUGGGAAAACUAUUGUGGUAAUAGCUAAAUCUUUGCCGUAUCCAAUAUAAUAAAUCUUGAUAACCAUA
Pararge aegeria (speckled wood butterfly) is the source of this 2192-nucleotide messenger RNA. RefSeq lists its product as uncharacterized. The coding region runs from base 90 to 2174 and encodes 694 amino acids. Lineage: Eukaryota; Metazoa; Arthropoda; Insecta; Lepidoptera; Nymphalidae. The record is from RefSeq and is a predicted model, not a curated record. The transcript has 2 exons.